GAGGCGCCUGAAGAGCUCCGUCAGUCCCACAGGAGACCUGCUGGAUCUCAGAGACCAGGACCAAGAGCGGGAUGGAGGAGGACAACCAGGACCCGGAGCCCCGGAGCAACAACGUCCCCGGAGGACAAACAGCAGGCUCGAGCUCUGAUAGCACCGAUGUUCAGAAACUGGGAGGAAGAGAGGGACCCAAACGUCACCACUGUCAGCACUGUGACAAAUACUUCACAACAUCUUUGUAUUUAAAGGUUCAUCAGAGAGUUCACACUGGAGAGAAACCAUACAGCUGUGACCAGUGUGGAAAAACUUUCAUUACUUCAGUUGCACGAAAAGUCCACCUGCGUGUUCACACUGGAGAGAAACUGUACAGCUGUGACCAGUGUGAGAAAACUUUCACUCAAUCAGGUAACCUAAAAAUCCACCAACGUGUUCACACUGGAGAGAAACCGUACAGCUGUGACCAGUGUGGGAAAACUUUCAAUCAAUCAGGUCACCUAAAAAACCACCAAAGUGUUCACACUGGAGAGAAACCAUACAGCUGUGAAAAGUGUGGGAAAACUUUCACUACACCAUAUAGCCUAACAAUCCACCACCGUGUUCACACCGGAGAGAAACCGUACUGGUGUGAAAAGUGUGGAAAAACUUUCACGACAUCAUAUGGCCUAAGAAUCCACCAAAGUGUUCACACCGGAGAGAAACCGUACAGCUGUGACCAGUGUAAGAAGGCUUUCAUUUACAAUCGUUCCCUAAAUAGACAUAAAAAGCAUUCACACAGCAUCGCCUACAGCAGCACCCUACCUCACAGCACUGGUACUGGAAGACCGGGUGUCUCUGGCUCUACUGAUUCCAGCAACAUCCUAGUUCACGAAAACAGUAUAGGAUGGGCGGGGCGAGACGCCGUGACAUCGCGAGAACACUCCGCGGGAUCCCGCAGCGCUCCUGUAUCUCAGCCUGAAGAGCUCCGAGACCAGAAUCCAGACUCAGUCCAGGACAACACGGUCCACCAGUCACAGACCUGCAGGACGAUGGAGAACCGGAACCCGGACCACAGGAGCCAAACAGCAGCCUCGUGCUCUGAUAGCACCGAUGUUCAGAAACGAAGAAGAAGAGAGGCACUCAAACGUCUCUGCUGUCAGCACUGUGGCAAAUCCUUCUCAACAUCUGGAUCUUUAAAGAUACAUCGGAUGCUUCACACUGGAGAGAAACUGUACAGCUGUGACCAGUGUGGGAAAGCUUUCACUACAUCAAAUCAUCUAAAAAUACAUCGUGUUCACACUGGAGAGAAACCAUACAGCUGUGACCAAUGUGUGAAAACUUUCACUUCAUCAAAUCAACUAAAAAUACAUCAACGUGUUCACACGUUCACUACAUCAGGUAACCUAAAAAUCCACCUACGUGUUCACACUGGAGAGAAACUGUACAGCUGUGACCAAUGUGGGAAAGCUUUCACUCAGUCAGGUAACCUAAAAAUCCACCAACGCGUUCACACUGGAGAGAAACCGUACAGCUGUGACCAAUGUGGGAAAGCUUUCACACAAUCAGGUCACCUAAAAAAACACCAACUUGUUCACACUGAAGAGAAACCGUUCAGCUGUGACCAAUGUGGAAAGGCGUUCAUUACAUUAGGUAACCUAAAAAUCCACCUACGUAUUCACACUGGAGAGAAACCGUACAGCUGUGACCAGUGUGGGAAAACUUUCACUCAAGCAGGUAAUCUAGAAUCUCACAGACGUGUUCACACUGGAGAGAAACCGUACAGCUGUGACCAAUGUGGGAAAGCUUUAAAUUCAUCCAGUCACCUACAAAGGCACCGACGUAUUCACACUGGAGAGAAACCGUACAGCUGUGACCAGUGUAGGAAAACUUUCACUACAUCAAAUCAACUACAAAUACAUCAACGCGUUCACACUGGAGAGAAACCGUACUGGUGUGAACAAUGUGGGAAAAUGUUUGCUCAGAGCAGUAGCCUUAAACGCCACCGACGCACUCAUGAUGCUUCGUUUUGAACAUAUUUCAGAGCCAAGUGAGGUGUUUCCUCCUGCCUUCUUGAUUCCUGAUUAGGAAUGCGGUGAUUAACGGAUUUCACUAUUAACCGCGCUUUAAAACGUCAGGACUAAUUUGUAAAGGCUACAUCAAGUGUUUCUCUUGUGGGGAACAAAACUGUUGCGUGCUUAUCAGAGACAUGGAGGCUACUACUGUACACUGGUUAACUCUGGCAUAGGGACCAAACUGUGAAGCUUUAUUUCCACCAAAGAAACAUCAGUUUUGGGGUUAAACGGUUGCUGCUUAAGUAGCGAAUACCUACAUCAAAUUUGAUGUAGCUCGCGCGCACACCGCUGUCAAAUUAGUUUAACAUUUUUGCGCUGAAUCCAGCUUCCACGCUGCGCAAAUCGUGAAUGAACACACUUCUUAAAUAUAUGAUUUAUAAACUAGCUAACAUGGUGUUCUAGAAAACGAAUUUUCAAAUGAUAUGAUUCAAUAUGAAGAGUUUUAAAAAGACCAGUUGAACUUUUGCUUAGAAAAUGCUAACAAAGAUGAAAUUUUUGGAAUCUGCGUUUGCCAGACUUACAUUUCCAUACAUUUAUUCAUUUAGCUGACGCUUUUAUCCAAAGCAACUUACAAUUGCUAUACAUGUCAGAGGUCUCAUGCCUCUGGAGCAACAAGAGGUUAAGUGUCUCACAGUGGGAAUCGAACGCGGGUCUCUCACACCAAAGGCAAGCAUCCUAUCUAUGCGCCACCACAACCCACACUUGUUAUAAAAUAGACAAAUUAUAAUUUUGAUAUAUCUUAUUCAAGAUUGUUUUGAACAUUUAUUUAAAAGUAUGGUAAUUGUUAUAACAAAUUGAAGUAAAAUCAUAAGUUUAGACAGGUGUCUUGCUUUAAUUAAUAAGUGGAAUAUUUGUUAAUGAACUCUUUGUUCAUGUGAUAUAGUUUUAUUCCACAUCAAACGUUCAUUUUCUCCUGUAAGAAAUGAUUCAAAACUUGAAGUUUAACUGCUAGCGCAGUAUGCGAUACCCCACCUUUAUGACGCACAGAACGACACAUGAACGAACCACACAGCAAGUAAUGUGAUGAACGUUAGCUAGGUUGUUUGUUAGCAAACUGUCGCUACUUGCUGCUGCAGAGCUAACACGAGAGACGUGGAGUAGCACAGCAGCUCCAGACAGCGAUACAACUCUCCUGCUACUAUAGAUAACGUCACAACAAUGUAAAGUAAGAUGAAUGUCGGUGGGCAAGUCGUUAACUUGACCUGACACGCAUCAUGGCUGGAAUCAGAAUAAUUCUUCAGCCAAUGCAACAGGCUUAGUUGUCAUCCCAUGACCUCAGUAUGACGCUGGUAAACAUGUAUUCAGCUGGAGAUGGUAUCCUCUGUCUAUGUUCAAAGAGGCUCAGGUGUCAGAUGUGAAUGUCCUCCUUGAUCUUUCUCCGGCCAUCCACUGAAACCUGCUCCAUGACCUUUGACCUCUUCCCAGUCGAUUCUGUGAGUGGUUCAGGUCUGGUGUUCACAGGCAGACAGUUCCCUUUCUGUCACAUGUGAUGCCAUACACCUCUUCAGUCUUCCUACCAGCAGAGAUCUGAAGGUGUUGGAUGGUUUGUAACUUAAAGGCUCUGGAUGUUGUGACAGUCCAGCCAUGUAAGGGAGUCCCACUGGGAAGUCCUGGUUUAAAGUUUGAGGAUUGUCGUCACCCAUCCAAUAAUCCAUCUACGAGUCGACAACUGGAGAAAAAUCAAGGAGAUUCACCUCUGACACCAGAGAGCCUCUGAGAACAGAGACAGAGGUUACCAUCUCCACCUGAGAACAUCCGCCUGUUAUCAUGAGACUGUGCUGGACUAGAGUCAUGUGAUGACGACUGAGGAGGUUCAGUUUGCUGAAGAAGGCCAUGGGAUGUGGUCAAAAGCUCCAACAAAGAGGUAGUGUGUGAGGCUUGAGUUUAGACUCAUUUAUUACAGAUGUGUUCCUCAAAGUCAAGAAUGAAGCUCCACGCUGGAUGAAAUAUUGUUUCUGUGAGCUUCAUGUUUUCUUGUUAUUGUAGUGAAACAUAUUUAAUCUUUAUUUUAUAUCUGUAUUCACUGUUUUUUUUUUCUUUUGCUUAUACUUUAUUGUGUCAAUACAUAUCAUUUACUCAUGUCCCUGUUUUUGUUUAGUAUAGUAUGGUACACAGUUGUAUUUGGUAGAUGUGUCCAGUUGUGUUUUUGGGGUUUUGGCUCUGGUGAGUCUUUACCGUGCAUCUCAAAAAGGGUGGAGGUCUCCAAGAGUUCUCAUGUGGACUUUUUCUCUCAAAUAGCUUCUCACUUGCAAAUAUCAAUAGAAGUGAUUACUAUAGAGACCAAAUCUAUUAGCUGUAUCUUCUGAAGAGUCCACUCUCUUCAUUAUAUUAAAUCUUGUGGGGUCCUGAAAACAUCAUCAAAAUAGUUUGGAGUAAAAUCAACUUCCCAUGAUGUUUCUCUUAAACAGGUCAUUUCUUGUUUCUUUAGUUACUUUACAUUUUUUCUCCAGAUUUGAAAUGUGUUAACUGUAUAUAGAGUAGUUGUGUAUUUUGAUCUGUUGUUAUUUUCUGAAUGUGGUUUUGAAUCUGUUGAGGUUUGUUCAGACUGAAAGCAAAGCCAAUUCUAGUCGAAACAAAGAGCCGCAGAUUCGUUAAUGAUGGCACCAGCUGAGGUGAAGACGUGUCUGCUCAAGUCUGAAAUGUUUCAGCUUCAAGGAAAAAUUCAGCUUUGCCUUUGACAAAUGAACAGAGAGACAAGAAAAAACAGAAACUGGAGGAAAGAGACUAAAGACGUUUCUGCUGAGUUCUUAGAUCAACGUCUGAAGGACUCUGUACGCUUCAAACUAACUAGAUCCUAGAUGCCUCUGGGUUUACCUGCUGUGGUUUUGAUCCAGUGUGUAGUGAGGAGGAAGAGGCGCUGAAUAAACGGGGACUACAAAACCACUACAGACCACAUUUGUGUUCAGUGUGAACAAACCUUCGUUAUUGUGAAAGUCUGAAGCUGUUUGCUUUCUGUUCUGUCAGUAAAUGUGUUGCUUUCUGUUUAACUUGCAUCCUGCCAGGGUUGGUGCUGUAAUAAUCUGAGCAGGAGACUUGAGACUCGAGUCCUUUUCAAUAUUCUCAUUAAAUUAGUCGAC
This is a messenger RNA of Micropterus dolomieu (smallmouth bass), 5122 nucleotides long. RefSeq names its product zinc finger protein 850-like. Gene Ontology annotation, molecular function: DNA-binding transcription factor activity, RNA polymerase II-specific; RNA polymerase II transcription regulatory region sequence-specific DNA binding. Bases 72 to 2003 code for a protein of 643 amino acids. Gene Ontology annotation, biological process: regulation of transcription by RNA polymerase II. The record is from RefSeq and is a predicted model, not a curated record. Lineage: Eukaryota; Metazoa; Chordata; Actinopteri; Centrarchiformes; Centrarchidae. Gene Ontology annotation, cellular component: nucleus. The transcript has 5 exons.